Molecule: messenger RNA, 1178 nt
Organism: Ricinus communis (castor bean)
Lineage: Eukaryota; Viridiplantae; Streptophyta; Magnoliopsida; Malpighiales; Euphorbiaceae
Product: protein translocase subunit SecA-like
Exons: 5
Coding region: 16-825 (269 amino acids)
Source: RefSeq, a predicted model, not a curated record
CCACUUUUAAACGACAUGCAGUGUGUCUCCUGUGAAAACAAACACACUACUUCGCCUACAACAAACAAUUCUCAAGCCCCUGAAGAACCCCCAACUAAAACCCUAACAUCAAGAAUCAACAUCACCAUCAAAAGAAAAAUUGCAAUAAUCAUGCAAUCUCCAAGAUUCCUAAUCAACAUUUCCAAACAAAACCCUAAAUCCCUCUUCUUAUUCUACAGUCGCAGCAACACUCGCCUAAUUUCAUCACAGCAACACCGCUUCAUCUUCUCAACAGCAUCGGCGUACUCAUGGAUGGACUCAAUUAAAGGAGUCUUUACCGGACAAAAAGGAGACUCCAAAGACACCGCAGUGCAGUCCUUCACUCUAAUUCGGUUUGCUGAUGAGUUAAAGAAUGCAAGAAGAGUUGGGUCGUUCAAAAAAUUUAUAGUAGGUAGAAGCAGUGAAGCCACAUUUUCUGAUGCAUUUGAAAAAAUGGAACGGAUUAUUAGAUAUCUUAGUGGAUUUGAUCCUACUGGGGAGAACCUUCAAACAACUCAAAAGCAAGAAGCUGCAAAGCAUUGUAAUUGCACUAUAGCUGAAGUUGAGAGAUCGCUUGCGCAGUUUACCUGGGCUAAAGAAGCGCAAAAGAAGCUUCAGAAGUUAAAAGAAGAAGGGAAACCUGCACCGAAGAGCAUAGCCGAGAUCCAAAAGCUGAUGGGGUCAACACCAUUAGAACUUGCUAGGUCUAAUUUGGCUAAGAGUGGGCAGUUAAGCAGAAAUGCGCUCUGUCCAUGCGGUUCCAAGAAGAGAUACAAACGGUGCUGUGGAAAGGAUGAGAAGGUUUAAAAGGUAAAAUGGUUGGUAGAUCAGAACUUAGGAGUUAGGAGUGAGGACCAGGCUUGGAUAGAGCUCCUUAAAGAUGAAAGAAAAGGUGUCGGCUCAAUCCAAUCUCGUUGAGGUCGUUUAGCAAAUUUCUGCAUAGGCGAAUUGCCUAAGAGAGGACCCCUUUUCAUUUGUAAUUUUGUUUUCAUUACCAUGAGUCAGGUUCCGUUUGCUUGGCACUUGGCAGCAAGUGAGAGCAUGUAAUUUUAUGUUCAGAACUUGCUAUCACUAAGAAUGCAUCAAGGUGUGGCUGCUAUCACUAAGAAUACACUCCUUCGUUUACCACUAGAUUAAUAUACUAAAUUAAAUCAUUUACC